AUGCCCGGGAAAGAUGGCCUCGAUCUUGUGGCAGCCGUGCGAGACAUUCCCAACCUGGAAGACACGCUCGUCAUCGUGCUCAGUUCGUCGGAACGCCCUACGACAAGAUCUCGCUGCGAUGAACUUCAGGUUCAGUCUUUCCUGAUGAAACCUGCUAAGCAGUCGGAGCUUUUUGAUUCGAUUAUCGUCGCGUUAGGCGUAGUCGCUCCGGAAGACGAAAAUGAAUCAAAGUCACUCGACCGCUCGAGCAAUAUAGGACCGCUAAACGUAUUGUUGGCUGAGGAUAAUCGAGCGAACCAACGUCUGGCGAUCGCAUUGCUGGAGAAAUGGGGACACACGGUCACGUUGGCGGAAAACGGGAAGGAAGCUGUCGAGCUUUGGCGGCGUCAAUCCUUUGAUUUGAUCAUUAUGGAUGUCCAGAUGCCGGAGAUGGAUGGCCUUCACGCGACGAGAAUCAUUCGUGCUGAAGAAAAAGCGACCAGCAAUCAUAUCCCCAUUAUCGCGAUGACCGCCCACGCGUUAGCUGGUGAUCGCGAAAAGUGUCUGGAGUCCGGGAUGGAUGGCUACACGUCAAAGCCACUCCGCAUUCAAGAGUUACACCAGUCCCUUUCAGAAUUGUUCAGUACUUCUGGUAAAACGGAGUCCUCGCAAGAUAUUUCAGCCGAGGUGGCUGAAAGCACCAUGGAUUGGUCACAUGCACUCAAAGCGUGCGACGGGGACAAAGAAUUAUUCGUUGAUUUGCUUGGUCUUUUCCUGGAAGAAACUCCAACGUUGCUAGAUCGUCUUGACCAAGCCAUCGAAACGGAAGACUUCGAGGCUAUCUACAGGGCGGCCCAUACCAUCGUUGGUUCGCUGAGAAUCAUUGGCCCCACCGAAGCGGGGACACUCGCCAGCGAUAUUCAAAACGCAGCCCAUGAUCAGCGUUUAGACGGCGUCCAGUCCCUUACGCCAAAAUUAAGAGAAGCGAUCGGCGGCCUCCUCCAUGAAGCUGCCUUGCAACUCAAAGCGAACGAUUAG
Messenger RNA from Symbiodinium sp. CCMP2456, 1017 nucleotides. NCBI's taxonomy places the organism in Eukaryota, Dinophyceae, Suessiales, Symbiodiniaceae. The record is from the annotation of a GenBank genome assembly.